AUGCGAUUGCUGGUCGUUGCUUUUCUCGUGUUCACCGCCGCGGCAUUCAAAUCCCACAACAAAUGCCCCAACAACACGAACCGCCUGAUGGCACUCUUCAACUUCAUCUGCAACGCCACGCAGACCGUCGUGACUUCACGCGACGCGUGCUACGGUUGCUUCUUUCGCGCCGCCCAGCAGCCGGCCGUUAACGGUGCUCUGGCGACUUUUCUGGCGCAGUGCGCGGCGCUCUACCUCGUGAACAGCACAUACGCGGCGUGCGUGAACACAUUCCAGCCGACAGCCGUGUGCACCGCUCACUGUGCCUUCGUGCAGUGCAUUCGGCGCCGAAACAGCCAACUGUUGAUGGACGAGUGCAUGACUCAAGCGCUGGCCGUCAAUCCCGCCUUCGCGGCCACUUCCGCAGGCCGCAUCGCUCUGCUGGGCAACGCCACAGGAUGCAUCCUUGCCAGGGCGCGCUGUUCGCCCUACAAUCCCAUCACGGGAGAUCUGAGGACCGGCGCGCCGCUCAGCACAGCUCUUCAAAUUGCCGGCAAUGGCGACCUGCGCAUCGUCGCAUUUGCGCCAAAUGUGGCCACUGGCGAAUUGUUCUGCUCCUCACGCACGCCACUCGAUCAGGCCGCCUAUCUCGGUGCACUGUGCUAG
Molecule: messenger RNA, 645 nt
Organism: Phlebotomus argentipes
Lineage: Eukaryota; Metazoa; Arthropoda; Insecta; Diptera; Psychodidae
Exons: 1
Coding region: 1-645 (214 amino acids)
Source: RefSeq, a predicted model, not a curated record